Messenger RNA from Paramuricea clavata, 6482 nucleotides. The record is from the annotation of a GenBank genome assembly. NCBI's taxonomy places the organism in Eukaryota, Metazoa, Cnidaria, Anthozoa, Malacalcyonacea, Plexauridae.
AACUUAAUUCCAAAACCAUAUUCUAAUGUAUUAUCAAACUAUUUCAGUAAAAAACGUGAAGUGGUCCAAGAUUUGGCUCCAAUGUUAUGGCAUUCCUUUGGUGAGCAUUAAUAUAAUAUUAUAAUUGUUUUCCAUUGAUGCUCUACUGGUUACCAAGAAUGUUGCCAAUUUGAUAACUUUGAUAUUUUUUCAGGAACAAUUGCAGCUCUCCUUCAAGAGAUUGUCAACAUUUAUCCUGUGAUAAAUCCUCCAAAUCUAACAGUAAGUUUGGAGAAGAAAGACAGGUGGUGAUCAGGCUUUAGUAUAUGUAGAAACAGAUAAUUUAGUUACCGUAGCAAUUUAAUUAAUUAUGGCUUUAUUUUGUUCUAGGCUCAUCAGUCCAACAGAGUAUGUAAUGCUCUUGCUUUACUACAGUGUGUUGCAUCACAUCCUGAAACACGAACAUCCUUCUUACAAGGUAGAACAUCAAUGGUUAUAGGCUAGUACAAUACAUUACAUUACAUGUCAGGGACAGAACAAUAAAAUAUGGUACAGUACAGAGACAGGAUGGGUACAGUACAGUACGGUACGGUACAGUACAGUACAGUACAAGGAUAGAAUACCAGGAACAGUAUAGGAACAAGAAAGGACAGUACAUGAAAGGUACAGGACAGGACAUUACAGGAUAGGGACAGGACAAUACAGGGACAGUACAAUACAGGGACAGGGCAAUACAAUUCAGUGACAGCACAGGGACAGGACAGUGCAGUGCAAGGAUAGUACAGUACAGUACAGGUAGGUACAGGUGCAGGACAAUACCCUACAGGGACAGUACAGGAAAUACAGGACAGGGACAGGACAGAGACAGAACAGUGCAGAAACAGGACAGGAAGAAACAUUUUAUUUUAAGCUUAGGUUAUACCAUUUAUCCAGUAUUAUGAGUAUUGAGCUGCACUUUCUAACACUUCCAAAUGUAUUUGUUGUUUAGCGCACAUUCCACUGUUUUUAUAUCCUUUCCUACACACGACAAGUAAAACAAGACCAUUUGAAUACCUUAGACUAACCAGUUUAGGAGUUGUUGGUGCGUUAGUGAAAGUAAGUGAAUAUGGUUUUAUUUUACUGACAUACCUUGGAUGAUCUUGAUCCUGCACAUACAUAUUGUAUAUACUGUACUUCAAUAUUUUAGCAGCUUUAUUCCAUUCUGUUCUAAUGUAUACACUUAUAUAAACAUAUAUUGCACAAGUCAGAAUAUUUUGUGUCUUAUAUAAAUUUGCUACAUUUUCUGUUGCAGACAGAUGAGCCAGAAGUGAUCAAUUUUCUAUUAACAACAGAAAUCAUUCCAUUAUGCCUGAGAAUAAUGGAGUCUGGCAGUGAAUUAUCAAAAACUGUAAGUUUAGUUUCUUAGACUACUGUACGUUCACAAGAAACUACACACGUAAAAAUCUCACAUCUUGUAACAAGUCUGCCAACAAGCCGUCAACAAGAUGUAUUCGCACUGCUUGUCACAAGUUGUAAACAGGCUUGGAACAACUUGUUGACAACUUGUAACAACCUUGUCGAAGUUAUCAGACUUGUUGCAAGGUUGUUCUGACAAGUCCGUUACAUGCUUGAUAUAACAAGAUUGUUACAACCUUGUAACAUCCUUGCUAUAUCAUGGUUGUAACAAACUUGUAAGCACAGUCUUGUAACAAGGCUCAUAAUGCCAUCAAAGACGAAUUCAGAAUGUUCACACAUGCAGGAUUUGACAUUCAUACAGUUCCAUGCGUCUUACACGUGUCAAUACGCGCAAGUUGUAACAAGGUUGUUGUCAAGCUGAUAUGAAUUCCCGUUUCCACUCAAGAAAAUUUUUCACGGACAGAAAAUUUUCCGAGAAUAUAAUUGUUAAGAGUUGAAAAUUUUCAACUUCAAAAUUUUUUUCCAUCGGAAAAUUUUUGUCGGCCAGUCACAUUCUACAAAUCCCCCUUCCGCGGAAAAUUUUCUUGAGUAGGAAUGGGCCUUCACACACGUACAUAAAAACGCACAAAAAGUUGUUACAGUUUGCAAACAAGUUGUCACAAAUCUGUUCACAAGCUGUCAACAAAUUCGCAUUACGUUCCUACUUGUUGUAACAAGUUUGGAACAAGCUGUAAACAACUUGUAACAAGCUUGAUGGCAUUACCAGACUUGUAGCAAAGUUGUUCUAACAAGUCAGGGUGCGAUAAUUCAAUAUUUUUAGCCGUACCUGACUGGUACUCCAACAAUUUUUGCCGAGUACUUGAGCUGGUACGAACUUAAAAGUCAAGGUGUACCUAAGGCUACUUCCGAGUCUUGCGUUUUACACAUACAUAUAUAAUGCACGGUCUUUGACGGGAAAAAUUAAACCUUUCUGAAUUUUAUAUAUUUAAUAAUUAAUAAUAUACAUAAAGAUAUUACUCGACUGUGAUUGGUUGAUUUCAGUGCAGUUAAUCCCAAACAGCAGUGCAAUUUUCUGUAAUCACAGUGCAAUUUUCUGUAAUCACAGUGCAAUUUUUUGUAAUCACAGUGCAAUUUUCUGUAAUCACAGUGCAAAAAUCUGUAACAAACUGAUCUGAUUGGUGGAAAAACAUUGUGAUGAUUAAAUCAACCAAUCAGUUUAAAGCAAUUUAGUUUAAAGAAGUAACGGUCACAGAUUGCUUCAAAACAAAACAAACAUGGCGCCGCGCUACAGUAAAGUAAAAGUUGCUUUCGCGUGAAAAAUAUGGCUUUUAUCUUUAUUUUUAAAUGGAAAAGCAUUGACCUUAAACAAGACUAACAAAAAUUACAUAGUUGAGUGGAAUUUUCAAGCUGUUAGCGUUGCAUAAUGUGAUAUAACAAAGCCAGGAAAAGUUUGCCGGUGGAAUGUUCGCUAUAAACGCGUAAGUUAAAACUACAAUUGUCUCGAACAUUUUUAUGUAAAUUAUUAAUAAGUAAUAGCAUGGUUUCUCGUGAAAUUUGGAUAAACAUGCACUCGUGAGUUUUUCAAAGACCUCAAAUAGCACUCGUCCUUCGGACUCGUGCUAUUUCGAGGUCUUUGAAAAACUCACUCGUGCAUGUUAUAUCCAAAUUGCACUCGAAACCAUGCUAUUACCUAUACUAAUACUAAUAAACACUUAUAACAAAGUUAACAACCUUGUUUGAUCCCAAAAUAUGUCGGAUGUGUGGAAUUUACAUUAGGGCCAUUUAUACGGGACAAAAUAAGACGCGACUUACAUAAGACGCGACUUAAAUAAGACGCGAGUUUGUCGUAUAAAAGGUACAAAAUUCUUAUGUAAGACGCGUCUUGGAUAAGACGCGUCUUACAUAAGAACAGGACUUUUAGCUGUUCUUAUUUAAGUCGCGUCUUAAAUAAGAAAUUUUGGACAAAAAUUCUAACUACACAUGUCCGAAACUUGAAACAACGUAAAAUUAUUAGCCUUGCAUAUUCGAACAAAACAACCGAAACAACAUUAUAGCUAUAGCAAGUAAAUAAGAAUAAAUCCGUAGAGAACCAUUUAUGCGAUAACUCAGCUUAUAUAAGACGCGUCUUAUGUAAGACGCGACUUAUUUUGUCCCGUAUAAAUGGCCCUAAUGUACAGCUAAAGUUAUUGACGGUUUUGAAUACCUUGGAAGGUCUGCUAGUUAUCGCUAGAAGGAAAAUGUAAGUACGCGAAUAGCAAAUUCUCGUAUACCUACGUGGUACUCGGCUAAAAACAAAGAAUUCCAAACCAUAAUUUUGGCGUACCUCUGGUACGUUGGUACGCGACUUAUCGCACCCUGCAAGUCGGAUACAGUCUUGAUAUAACAAGAAUGUUACAAGGUUGAUGACACAAGGUUGUAACAAUAUUGUUAUAUCAUGACUAUUUGGACUUGUUGGAACAACCUUGCAACAAGUACGAUAAUAUCAAUAAGGUUGUUAUAAGUUGUUAACAGCUUGUUCCAAAUUUGUUGACAACUUGGGACACACCAUGCGAGAACAAGUUGUUAUCAAGUUCUUUGAAUGUUUGCAUGGCGAUAAAAUAUAAUUGUUUUUGUUUGUGGAAACACCACGUAAAUUUAUUACUGCAAAGCUUAAAGGGCAAUUUACACGAUACGAUUAGUUGUAUACGAUUGUCAUUCUGACGAAUGAAAACGAGUGCUAAUGCCACGUUAUUGCUCAUUCGCUAAUGGCGAAAUUUGAAAUGUGACGUUUGUACGCGUGUUUAUUCGAUCACAUACGCCAGAGUAAGAAUUGUAUACAACUAAUCGUAAUCAUAUUAUUAGCACUGAUGAAGAUCCGGGCUUACGGAUCAAAAGCUUUGCAGUAAUAAAUUUACGUGGUGUUUCCACAAACAAAAACAAUUAAGUUGUUAUCACCUUGUUAAGUCGGAAACAAGUUGUUAUCACCUUGUUACGAGGUUAAUGACGGUAACAGACUUGCUACAGGUUGUUGCGACAAGACUAAUGCAGUACAGGCUGUUCGUAACAAGUUGCUUCGAGCUUUUUGUCAUAAACUUGUUAACAACUUGUUACGUGCAGACGAUAUCAAACUAGUUGGAACAACUUGUUGCGAGUCUGUUGGCUUAUGAUCAACCUUGUUACAAGAUGAUAGCAAUUUGUUCCAGACUUGUCAACAACUUGAAACAAACAGUGCGAACAAGCUAACACAAGGCGAUAUUGUGUGUGAAUGGAGUCGACGUCUUAGGCUUAACCCUUUUUCUUCAACAUGAAUAUUGUAUUGAAACUUGUUAUUUCAUAUAAUUAUCUAUAUCUGAAAAUGCUUCUACCUUUAGGUGGCUACGUUUAUUCUUCAGAAAAUACUGCUAGACGAGACGGGCCUCUCUUAUAUUUGUCAAACGUACGAACGUUUCUCGCAUGUCGCCAUGAUACUGGUAAGAAAUAAUAUGACGUGCUAAAAUUAUACAAUACAAUACAAUACAGUACAUUACUACAGUAUUACUAUUAUUCAGCUCACUCCCAAUUGGAACUUUUCAGUGACCGAUCACAUCAAGUUUUUGCGCUUACUUAUGUUACUUAAGCCCUGGGCAAACUAGGAAACAUUGUUGUGGAAACAUUUGUGAUUCUCGAUGUUUCCUCAAAUGUUUCCCAGUUUGCCCACCCGUGGAAACAUUGUUGCGGAAACAAAAUUUGCUUCCUGAGGAGCAAAAAUGUUUCCUAGCGAAUUCAGAAACAUUUGAUGUUUCCCUAUGUUUCUCACUAAUAUUUCCUAGUGUUUGCCCACUCUUGGAAACAUGGCGAAACAUUGGUAGGAAACAAUGUUUCCGCAACAAUGUUUCCUAGUUUGCCCACUAGGGCUUUAGCUUAGACUAUUUAUCUUUACAACAAUUGUGAUAUUACUUUUCCUAACUGUGUUUAUCCUCACCCAUCCUGCCAACUUGCCCUGUGGGAGGGAACCCAAGCGCCCGGAGGAAACCCACGACGUUCGGCAGAGCGUUGACUGACUCUUUUCACAUGAGUCCGUGUGGGAAUCGAGCCCACGAACUCAGAGGUGAAAGGCGCCUGCCCUGACGAGUGUUCCACCGAAGCCCCACUGAACGUACAGCGAAGACUCAUGUUCUUUUAACCAGAGUUGUGUAUUUCUUUCUUAGGGUAAAAUGGUGCUAGCAUUAGCCAAGGAUCAAUCGGCAAGACUUUUGAAACACGUAGUGCGUUGUUAUCUGAGGUUAUCUGACAACCCUAGGUAAGGUCGUUAACACGUUUAGUUUCAAAAUAUAUAUGAUAUAGCGUGCAAGAUAGCUUGCAGGUUAACCCAUCGACUGCUAGUAUUCUCCCGUUGGCAAGUAUUAAAAAUCGUUUGGCAUGAGAAAGAGUAAAAUAAGAACGUCAUUGUCUGGGGCUGUUGUUCAAGGACAAAGCAAAUUUCCAACAUCUGGUUAGCAAACAAAAAUAUUUAUCCAGGAAUCUUGUCUGGAUCAACUCAACAGAAAUUUUAUUUUCUAAAGUUUUGAAUUAAACGGACAUGAUAAAAUAAACAAUCCAAACAGCAGGUUAAAUUUAACCCAGGGUUGCACAGGUUAAUGGUAAUGCAGUUUUGAACAAACUGCCCGGGAAUCUUAAUCUAAAGGAACUUAUUGGGUCAUGAAAAAGGACGUCUGCACCGUAUUUGGUUUGUCUUGAUACCAUGCAUGCAUACUGUAUAAACAUAUGAUAUAAACGCUUACAAAUGAAGUUAUACUAUCCAUAUUGUCCACCCUUCGUGCGCCUUAUAUGUCUGACAUAUAUUUGUUGCUUCUUUACUGCAGAGCAAGAGAGGCAUUACGACAAUGUCUGCCUGAUCAACUGAAAGAUGCAACGUUUGCAAACUGCUUGAAGGAUGAUGCUUCCACAAAGCGAUGGUUGAAUCAAUUGAUGAAGAACUUACUGGAGCCUCCUGCAACAGACCCCAGAGGCAUCCCUCUACCGCCUUAAAUAUUGCAUGUUAUAGAUUUAGCCUGGCUUUAGGAAAACGGACUUGUAAUAUACUAACAAAUGUAAAAUAAGUAUUUUGAAAUUAUCAUCAAAAUUUCCGUUGAGUUUAUAAUGUUGUUGUU